Molecule: messenger RNA, 1083 nt
Organism: Suhomyces tanzawaensis NRRL Y-17324
Lineage: Eukaryota; Fungi; Ascomycota; Pichiomycetes; Serinales; Debaryomycetaceae
Product: alpha/beta-hydrolase
Exons: 1
Coding region: 1-1083 (360 amino acids)
Source: RefSeq, a predicted model, not a curated record
AUGAUUCCAGACUCCAGUCCACACUACACCUACGCCACCAAAAUCACCACAGCCUACCUCCACAGGGAGGCAGGAUCGUACGCUAUCGGGCACGAGCCCACGCCAGAGACGCCAGUGCCGCUCAAGAUCGCCUACAGGCGCUACGAGGCCACCAACGCCAUCCCACCAGCUGCUACCGCCAUCAAUCUCGUGUUGUUCCACGGCACAGGCAUGAACAAGGGCCUCUGGCACUACCACAUCGACCAGCUCUACCGCAGGUUCAGCUCCAGCGCCACUAUUCGCAUCAACACCGUGCUAGCAAUGGACGCAAUUAACCAUGGUGACUCUGCCGUGGCCAACAGGGGUCGUUUGGGGUCCCGCUACGACUGGCGAGACGGUGGCUACGACAUUGUCAAGGUGGUGACCAAGGACGAGGCUUCCAGCUUCCUCAGCUCCCAUCAGCGUCACAUUAACGUGUUGGUAGGCCACUCGUUUGGUGGGUGUACCGUGAUGUUUGCCGCCUCUUUUGGCCUGGAAGUGUUCGAUUGCUGCAUUCCAAUCAACCCAGUGUGCUACUUUGCUCCCGAAGAGCGGUUUGUGAGGCAGAAGGCCAUGACUGACUGGUGGUACAAAGGAUACUUGAACAGCAGAGUGGCUGUGGCCACUGCACAAGAUUACUGGCUGGUGGUGCUCAAGAAAUACCAGAAAAAUGUCUUCUACGCUAGAUUCCAUCCGCUGGUAUUGAGCAAUUUCGUGGAGGACGAGAUUCCACCAGAGGUAGGAUCGUUGGCGGACGGAGACACCUUGGAGCUUAAAACGUCCACUGAGGUGCAGAGGCUCCUCUACAGCUAUAGUGACUUCAACGACGCCAAUGGCCAGGCAGCGUUGGCCAACAUAAAAAUUCCUGUGUUCUUGAUCUAUGGUGAAAAUGAUUUGGCAGAUGCAAAGAACAGAAACCACACCCGCGAGGUGUUGAAACAGAGUUGCAGAUACAUUGAGAUUCCCAAGGGAGGACAUGUAUUGCACGCAGAGGAGCCCGACUUGACAGUGCACUUGUUGGGGUUGAUCAUCGAGGAAAGGUGCAUCAUUAGAUCCAGGCUCUAG